Molecule: messenger RNA, 6060 nt
Organism: Gallus gallus (chicken)
Lineage: Eukaryota; Metazoa; Chordata; Aves; Galliformes; Phasianidae
Gene: SLC25A12
Product: solute carrier family 25 member 12
Exons: 16
Coding region: 3688-5634 (648 amino acids)
Biological process (GO): malate-aspartate shuttle; aspartate transmembrane transport; L-glutamate transmembrane transport
Molecular function (GO): calcium ion binding; L-aspartate transmembrane transporter activity; L-glutamate transmembrane transporter activity
Source: RefSeq, a predicted model, not a curated record
CUAGUGGAACUUGAGGAAAAAGAGACAAUGAUUAAUGGUGUAGUGUUCAUUUUUAAAGGAGAUUUGGCAAUUGCUGCAAAUGCAGAGGAAGAUACACUGCAAAUAAGUUUAAUGCAGUGUGACUGCUUUGCAAAAGUUAUUUUCUGUGUACUCACGUCCAUGACUAGAUACUGAGAGUCCUUAGUGCACACAAUUAAACAUGGAAAUAUGAAAAAGGAGUGCAAUUCUUAUCAAUCAACUGAGGACUUUUUUUAGAGUUUGGCUAUUAGGAAGGAGAGACACUAAUGAUAUAUGAAGCAAGAAGGUGUUUGCCUAAUUCAGAUGAGGUCACACCACAUAAAGCUUUUCUGGCAUUGCUUAUAGGUGAUAUUACUUGCUUUUAGACUUCUUUCUGAAACUGACAUAUAAAAUGUCCAUUCCAGUGAGGUAGUACCCUCUAACCUAUUUGUCUUCAAAGAAGAAUUUUCUUUUGCUGUGUGCAAGCAUAGGCAGUUUUAAAGCAAAGAGAUAAGAUGAAUCAGAGAAGAGGUCAGAACUGCAGAAAGAAGUGGGUGCAUUAUAGAGAAGAGAUAGAAAGUUGCUGGUAAAAUAAAAUGUGUAAAUAGAUGCAAUUUAUGUUCAGUUGAAAGUACCUUAGUUUCCUUGGUUCUAUGAGUCUGAACCUGACCCUUGACAUCACUAGAAUGUUUCUGUUUUCCUAUAUUUUGUUUAAGAACAUUUUAUUAGUUUGCACAGCAUCCUGAGCAACUUACACAAUGUCUGUGCUUUACAAACAGAAUUUUAUACGCUGUAUACAUUUUGUAGUAAGUGAUAAGCACAGAAUCUCCUGUUUGAUGUAAUGUUACAUGAUAGCUUCCAAAAAUAAAGUUGCAGCAUUUUGAUAAUAAAUGUAAUAUACAUAUACAUAUAUAUAUGUAUACAUGUUUGAGAAAUCCAAAUAACUUGUCUUACUGCUUGUAAUACAUGGCAGUACUUUGUUGUGUUGCUUCAGAUUGAAAAUGCACACUUUGAAAAUGUUUCAGAUUGAAAAUGUACACAUUUGUUGAAAUAAUAGUCUAACUGAUGACUUAAAACCAACAUGUUGAGUACCUUGUUUCUCUGAAAGCUGUUGAUUGUCUUUUAGGGUGUACGUUUCUUCAGAAAACGUUAUAUAAAAGGACCUUUCUUACAGUAAGAAGUCAGUAAUUUGUUUUAUUGCUGCAACAGAACUCGACAAUGAGACAUCGUAUUUUUUGUUGUUCUCUCUGUGAAUAUAAGCUUUUCCUAGGUUUUUUUUUUUUGGUCUGGGUAAUACUGGAAGUGAGGUAAUCAGAUAUGGGUAAGUGUGCUCUGUCUACUUCUUUAUGGAAACACUGGACAUAUACCUGUUGAUUCUUGUCUGAAAUGUAUUCUCUUAAGUGUUUUAAACUGUAUUUCUCUACUCAUUAAUUCAUCUGAAGGGUGCUAUACCCACAUCAUCACUGGUUUACUUAUUUCUGCAUUUGUAUUAUUCCUUUUAUGGUUACCUGUAAUGUGCCAAAAUCCUGCAUCAUCAAUACAGAGAAUUUAAUCUGUAGCAUUAAUAAUUAUUGUAGUCUUCCGCUGAAUUCCAGUAAUACUUUCAAAGAAGUAUCACCAGUCUUAUUCCAUACAGACAUUUGUAAAUCAAAAGACAGCCCAAGGUCACGCAGCAAGUAAUUGAGAAGCUUUGGUCCCGUUGUGAAAUUUCAUUCCUGCAUCUGUUUUCAAAAUCUGCCAGGCUUGCUUGACGAGGUCUAAAUUAGAGUUGUCUGUUAUCUGUUAAAUGCAGUGGAAUUUCACUGAUGUUGCUAUUAAGCGUUCCUGUAUCACAGAUUGCUGACACUACUUUUAAAAUUAAGAUUAGGGUACGUAUCCUUUAUCAAUAAUGUACUCAUAUAUAAAUAUGUGUCAAAACCACCUUCUCAGUUACUUAAGUCCUAGCUGAUACUGUAGAUAUCUGAGUUUUAAAAUAAACAUAAUUCUUCUGCCUUCAAACCUGCAAAAUUUCAGUAGUCUUUUCAGAUUCUACAUUUUAAUUGCCUGUUUCUGGCUACUCUGCCUAUCAGCACAUUGUUCUUAGAGUUUGAAAGUGUAUUCUUCAGUGAACUCCUGAAGAAAGAGCCCAUGUUUCACUUAGUGGACAGUCACAGCAAGGAUAUAUGUUAUGUCCAAAAGCUUUGCUGUGUGGGUAAAGAGCAAAAAGUUGUAGUAGGAAACAAGGAAAGACAGAAUAAUUGUAAACAUGUGGCUUACUUGGUGUAGUUUUGAAAAGUGACAGUACAGAAGAAAUAGUAGGAAUGGAAUUUUUAGAAAGUGUUACCAAUGAAAUGAGAGGUGAGUGAUUUGAUACUGUUAUGGACUCUUUAAUACAGCGGGUUCACGGAAUGAUGCUUGAAUAGUGUUUGGAUGGGAAGCUCCUUUGUUCCAUUUAAUCUACCUCUUGUUAUUUCCACCCUGAUAAUGGUGGAUUGCUAGAAAUAUUCCUGCUUUUAGUUGUUGAAUAUGUAGAAAGGAAGUUGAAUGUGUCUAUCUCCUUUUGCUGUAGGCACUGUUAAAGGGAGCCCUCUGGAGAAUUAUUUCUUUCAGGUUCAGGCUUCUACAGGAAUGAGUUCUACAGGGAUCAUCACUUGAUUUUUGUCUGUUACAAACCUUCCUUGUUAGGAAUUAACGUUAGAUUUGUGCUUGUAUGUGAAAUGUGUUUGGAAAUAAGAAUGUUUCUGAUUAUUUUGAAGAAUAUUCAAUUUCUUUGAUACUAGACCUUUAUCUAUUAGGCUCAUCCUUUGCCUGAAGUUGACUUUGCACGAAGUUGACUUUGCAUCUGGAGAACCAUUGUCUCAUCUUUGAUUUUAUGGAUAAUGUAUGAGAAAUUAAUAACAUAAUUCUAUAUUUCCAUGUCUUAAUUCCUUCCAAAGUCUCAUUUUUUUCUGUAUUUUCUGUAUAUCGCAUAUAUGCAUGUAUGUUAAAAUACAUGAUCUUGUUUAAAGUAUCUCAACUCUACUUUGCUUAUACUUGGACAGGGAAAGACUAUGUAAACUAAUGAAUGGUUUGAUUUUUUCCCCCAAGAGGAUUUUAUACAUGUGUUUAAGAAUAAGCGAUCUAUGUAUGAAGUAGUAAUUACGAGCUAAUGAUUUUCUAUGAAAAUUACUAAAUGUACUAACAAAUCUACUAAAGAGUUCAUUUCAUAAAUUCAAAUCAAUUAUGUACGUUUAAUGAAAUGUACCAUCUACAGAGAUAUCUACUUCUUUUAACAGCAUCUAAUGAAGUAGUAAAUUUUUAUUUAAUUUAAAAAAUGUUGAAAAUUCUUAUUCCCACUGAUAAUUUAUUCCAUGUUAAAAUAGAUAUGCCAUCACUUAUGUCUAUAUUCAGGAGCCUGAAACUGAGUGGAAAAUUCUCAUCAAUCUAGCUGUUGUUUUUAAAACCUAGGGAUUUUGCUUGCACUAUUUUGAAAAGCCAUGGUAUAUGCCCACACUACAUAUCCUUAUGGAUACACAGUGCAGUUUUGUUCUUUUGUGCCAACAGGAUCAUUUAUCUUCUGACUUGAGGCUUGUCUUGCUGUACUUUUCUUAUAUAGGAUCCCAUCUAUUUUUUUUCUACUUGUCACAAUAAACUGAGUUUCUCUAGAGAAAUUCUUUUUGAUUGUCAUAUUAUCUGUGCAUCCAUUCAAGUCUGAGUUUGUAUGUGUUGAAAAUGAGGACUUUGGUUUGUAUGCAGCGUUCCAGAGAUGUCGUGAGAGCCCUGUCUGGUGAUACUGCUGCUUCCUCAUCUCGACUAAAAACAGGUCUCCUGAUGCAUCCUGAGUUGCAUUUUUCUGUAUGGUUGAUUUCCUUUCAAGAAUUUUUGGCAUUUGAAUCUGUUUUGUGUACUCCAGAUGCAAUAUUCAUUGUUGCUUUUCAGUUAUUUGACAAGAGUGGCAAUGGAGAAGUAACAUUUGCAAAUGUCAAAGAAGUAUUUGAACAAACUACUACUCAUCAUCAAAUCCCCUUCAAUUGGGACUGUGAAUUCAUUCGUCUGCAUUUUGGACAUAACAGAAAGAAACACCUUAACUAUACAGAGUUCACUCAGUUUCUUCAGGAGCUGCAGUCAGAACAUGCAAGACAAGCCUUUUCAUUGAAGGACAAAAAUAAAAGUGGCAUGAUUACUGGGCUGGACUUCCGUGAUGUCAUGGUUACCCUUCACUCCCAUAUGCUGACACCAUUUGUGGAAGAAAAUUUAGUUUCGGUAGCUGGUGGAACUGUUUCACAUCAGGUCAGCUUCUCCUACUUCAAUGCAUUUAAUGCCCUUUUGAAUAACAUGGAUCUUGUUAGGAAGAUAUAUAGUAAUAUAGCAGGUACAAGAAAAGAUGUUGAAGUCACAAAAGAGGAAUUUACACAGUCUGCAAUCCGAUUUGGACAAGUUACACCGUUGGAAAUAGAUAUUCUUUACCAACUUACAGGUUUAUACAGUGUUACUGGGCGCUUAACUUUGGCAGAUAUUGAGAGAGUAGCACCUUUAGCUGAGGGUGCAUUACCAUACAACUUGGCAGAACUCCAGAGGCAGCAAUCGUUUGGAGAGUUAAGCAGGCCUAUCUGGCUCCAGGUAGCUGAGUCAGCCUACAGGUUCACUUUGGGCUCAAUUGCUGGAGCUGUUGGUGCUACGGCAGUAUAUCCCAUAGACCUGGUGAAAACUCGUAUGCAGAAUCAGCGCUCCACUGGUUCAGUCGUAGGAGAGUUGAUGUAUAAAAACAGCUUCGACUGCUUUAAAAAGGUUUUGCGUUUUGAAGGCUUUUUUGGUCUUUACAGAGGCUUGUUACCACAGCUGAUAGGUGUUGCUCCAGAAAAGGCUAUUAAGCUAACUGUUAAUGACUUUGUCAGAGACAAAUUUACUAAGAAAGAUGGUUCCAUUCCACUCCCUGCAGAGAUCCUUGCUGGAGGUUGUGCAGGAGCUUCCCAGGUCAUCUUCACCAAUCCACUGGAGAUUGUAAAGAUUCGGCUGCAGGUAGCGGGAGAAAUUACUACAGGACCCAGAGUCAGUGCCCUCUCUGUUAUGAAAGAUUUAGGCCUUCUUGGUCUCUAUAAGGGUGCCAAAGCAUGUUUCCUCAGAGACAUUCCCUUUUCUGCAAUCUACUUUCCUGUUUAUGCUCAUAGCAAACUGAUGCUCGCUGAUGAAAAUGGCCAUGUGGGAGGGCUUAAUCUCCUUGCAGCUGGAGCCAUUGCAGGUGUACCUGCUGCUUCUUUGGUAACCCCUGCUGAUGUCAUCAAGACAAGACUGCAAGUGGCAGCUCGUGCCGGUCAGACAACAUACAGUGGAGUUAUUGACUGUUUUGGAAAGAUUCUAAGGGAAGAAGGCCCUUCGGCUUUUUGGAAGGGAGCCGCAGCUCGAGUGUUCAGAUCCUCGCCCCAGUUUGGUGUUACUUUGGUCACUUACGAACUUCUGCAGAGGUGGUUUUAUGUCGAUUUUGGAGGCCUCAAGCCUUCUGGAUCAGAACCUACACCGAAAACCCGAAUUUCAGAUCUUCCUCCUGUUAACCCCGAACACAUAGGCGGAUACAGACUUGCUACAGCUACAUUUGCCGGUAUAGAAAAUAAAUUUGGUUUGUAUCUUCCCAAGUUUCGAUCUUCUGGCACUGUCUCAGCUCAACUGAAGAGCGGCAGCUGAAUCCCAAAGAUACAUUUCAGCCUCUGGAAGUGAUGCAGUGCUAGAAAUCCACGAGAACAGUACUGUAUUUUUUUCCAGUCAGCUGCAUGUUGUUCUAGCUGAACUGAGAUUGCAAAUCAAAUUACUCCUUUCUAAUAUAUACACAUUUAUCUGUUUCUGAACUAGUUGUUGCACACAAACUGACUGAAGCUUUGGGUCUACGCCUUGUUUUUAACCAGUGGCAUGAAUGUGUAAGCCUAAGCUUUGCCUCACAUAGCUUGCAUUUAAUGUUACUGUACAUAUUGUACAACUUUGUACAGAGACAUCAUGGCAUCUCUACACAUACAUUUAUAUAAUGGAUAUUGCAGUUCAAAAUAGUUUGAAAUGUACAGAAUGUUUUGAAGGCUUUUUGUUAAGACUCACGUGACAAUAAAAUAUUUAAAACCA